UCAUCACAUCGCUCCGGCGCAUCGUUUCUCCCACAUUUCUGGAGCCUCUGUAACUUUAUACCUCAGGGAAGGCUCUUUGCGAACAAAAGGGAACAAAAUGGCGGUCACGGUCCCUCCUAAAUUAUCAGACCACUUCUCCAUCUCCAAUUUCAUCUCCAAACUCCGCUCAAAAAGAAGAUCCGGCAAACAAGAAGGAUGCCUACAAUCGGAUACCAGACCCCCGCUCAAAUCCUCGCCCUUACCCCUAGUCCUCCCAGAGCAUCAACACACGCUCUCCCAACUUGGCUGGACAACUAUAUCGUUCCCGCAGCCGGGUUUCACGGCUGAGGAAGCCGCUCCCGGCCCACAUCCCCUGCAGAGAGCAUAUAAGGACCUGUUCCGCGCAGCGCAAGAAUUCUUCGACCUUCCAGAUGAAGAGAAGGAGCGGUGGAAACAUCGGCUGGGUUCGGAGGAGGGAUGGAGUAAGAUCCCGGGCGAGAAAGAAUUCAUCACUCUGAGGACUUUGAGUUAUACGCCUGAUGUGCUUAAGGCGCCUGCGAAGAGGUACUGGGAUCUCAUGGGCGCGCAUCUCUCCAGCACACUAGGGCGUGUUUGCACCACGCUCGGGCUACCGGACGGCGAAGACGCGGGGUUGAGAAAAUUUGUGGGACCGUGUGGAAAGUUGGGAGAGAGUGAGGAGGAGAAGACGGCGACGAUGCUCAGACUCUUCCGGUAUGAAAGCUGGGAGGAGAAAGUGGUCGCGGAGCCGCAUGCAGAUCUGGGCUUGCUGAGUUGUGUCGUUGGUGAUGUACCAGGGCUAGAAGUCUGGGAUGGGCGGCAAUUCUUCGACGUGGAAAGACAUUGUAAGACUCCCAGCGCGACUAUGCUCGCUGGCCGGCAGCUCGAAAGGUAUUCCAACUUUCGCUACCCAGCGGGCGGCCAUCGUGUAGUUUCGUACGGCAAGCCUCUGUCUAUCCCUGCAGCCGAGAGCUCCAAACUAGGUAUAGUGGCGGAGCCCCCAAGAUAUCGGCAUAGCAUUGUUUUUGUGCUGCGGGCGCAUGAGCCGGUGGUUGUGGACUCAGAUGAGCUGGAGACGGAGAUUACCGGGAAGUGGGCGGAGCCUGUCAGCGGUGUUACGGCAGGGAAGUUGUUUGAGCAGAUCCGGAGCAAACAUUUCAAUAUUAAUAUUGGGGUGGAGGAGAGGGAAAAGCAGAGGCGGAAACUUCAGGAGAAGCAAGGAAGUGGUAAGGGAACGGGCUAAGCAGACGGGAUGAAAGCCGCGAAGUGGGAGCAGCGAGUAUUGCUCAAGACUUUCUCUUCUUUCUGUCUCAUCACAAUCUAUUGGCGCUUAUUCUUCAUGCGUGCAGCGUCUUGAGAGUUCUAAAGGGUUUUUUUAACUAUUGAUUUCAAUUUGACAGCAAUGGAGCAUUGGGCGCUCAUACUCGCAGUCCCUAUUGACCCCCCAAAAUGUAAGAUCUCAAUAUGUAC
Molecule: messenger RNA, 1467 nt
Organism: Trematosphaeria pertusa
Lineage: Eukaryota; Fungi; Ascomycota; Dothideomycetes; Pleosporales; Trematosphaeriaceae
Exons: 1
Coding region: 98-1240 (380 amino acids)
Molecular function (GO): dioxygenase activity
Source: RefSeq, a predicted model, not a curated record